GCAAAAACUUAUCUCUAUCUCUCUCUUCAUAAAUUAGGAUACCUGUCUAUCUUCUCUCCAUAAAAACCCGUUUUAUGGGUCAAAAAGACUGAGACUCAACUCAUCUGCUUCUAUAUUUUCCUUCCAUGACAUCCAUCCUCUCUCUCUCUCUCUCUCUCUGUGAUUGAAGCAACUACAGGACGCUUGAAGUGAAAUUUGGUCCAUUUAGAAGGCAUUUUUACAAGGCUAAUUAAGCUAUUGGUGUGGACAUGGAAGGAAAUAUCAACCAGCAGCUUCUUGGAGAAGUAACUAUUGCUGAUCAAGUCUCAUUCAAGGACAAGUUGUGGAGUGAGACGAAGAAGCUGUGGAUCCUGGCCACUCCUGCUAUCUGCACCAGAGUCUCUACGUUUGGGAUUUAUGUCAUCACUCAGGCCUUCGUUGGGCACAUUGGCUCCACGGAAUUAGCAGCCUUCUCUUUCGUAUAUACUGUCAUUCUGAGGUUCGCAAAUGGCAUACUGUUGGGCAUGGCUAGUGCAUUGGGAACUCUCUGUGGGCAAUCAUAUGGUGCAAAACAAUACCACAUGCUUGGAGUAUAUCUUCAAAGAUCGUGGAUCGUAAUGUUCGUUGCAUCAAUUUUCCUUCUCCCACUAUUUAUCUUCACAACCCCGAUUCUAAAGCUUUUAGGCCAAAGUGAUAGUAUGGCAUAUAUAGGAGGAGAGGUUGGUCGGUGGUUAAUUAGUAGUUUGUUUGCUUUUAUUGUGUCUUUUACAUGUCAAAUGUAUUUGCAAUCACAGAGCAAGAACAUGAUUAUUACUUACUUGGCAGCAGUGACAAUUGUAAUCCAUAUCUUCCUUUCAUGGCUUUUAACUGUGAAAUAUAAGCUUGGGAUUCCUGGGGCAAUGUUAUCAACUGUGUUUGCAUUUUGGAUUCCCAAUAUUGGUCAACUUAUAUAUGUUAUGUGUGGAGGUUGUCGGGAUACAUGGAAGGGUUUCUCUUUAUUGGCUUUCAAGGAUCUUUGGCCUGUUGUCAAGCUUUCUCUAUCAUCUGGUGUUAUGCUUUGUGUGGAACUUUGGUACUACACAGCAUUGGUUCUUAUAACAGGAUACCUGAAAAACUCUGAGGCUUCCAUCGAUGCUCUAACUAUAUGCCUUAACAUCAAUGGGUGGGAGAUGAUGAUAUCUCUUGGAUUCAUGUCUGCAGCAAGUGUUCGGGUAGGAAAUGAGCUUGGAAGAGGGAGCUCAACAGCUGCAAAGUUCUCAAUUGUAGUGACAGUGUUUACCUCAUUUAUCAUUGGAUUCGUGCUGUUCCUGUUCUUCCUAUUCUUGAAAGGAAGACUUGCUUACAUAUUCACUGAAAAUGAGGAGGUGGUUGAGGCUAUCGCGGGCUUGUCACCUUUGCUUGCAGUCUCUAUAUUAUUGAAUAGUGUUCAGCCAGUGCUCUCCGGAGUUGCUGUUGGAGCUGGCUGGCAAAGCAUUGUAGCAUACGUUAACGUAGCCAGCUAUUACAUUAUAGGGGUUCCAAUUGGCCUUGUGCUUGGAUAUGUUUUUGAUAUGGGAGUCAAAGGUGUUUGGAUGGGAAUGUUGUUCGGAACUUUUGUUCAAACCAUUGCACUUGUCAUUAUCACCUACAAAACCAAUUGGGACGAACAGGUAAUUGCAGCUCGUAACAGAGUAAAAAGAUGGGCUGUGGAUGAUGCUCAAGAGCCAAAGCUUACCACGUCAGAUGUUAGCUAGAAGCUACCUUUCUUUCUUCUUUGCCCCUGCAUGUUUGGAGGCUUCCCUUUUUCUGUUCUUUUUUGUUACUUAAUCUUUACAUCAGGUUCUGUUUGAAAGGAAGGGUGGGGAGAAUGGGAAAGAGGAGAGAGGGCAGGGGAAUAGGGACCCCUACAUUUGCUUUGUCGUUUUAUUUUAUAAUAUAGAUUUGAUAAUCGUACUUUUCUUUGUUGAACUUAAGCAAAUAUAUGUAAUAUAUUUGUGAUACCCAUAUUAUUUGGAUAAGUUUAUUUUGUAGGCCUAUGUAGACUCCCACAACAAGUUUUUAUUAAGUCAAAUUGGGUCAUUUAAGUGUUUUAUAUAAUGUAAUACUUUUGAUGUAUAAGUGCA
Molecule: messenger RNA, 2081 nt
Organism: Quercus lobata
Lineage: Eukaryota; Viridiplantae; Streptophyta; Magnoliopsida; Fagales; Fagaceae
Product: protein DETOXIFICATION 22-like
Exons: 9
Coding region: 249-1712 (487 amino acids)
Biological process (GO): xenobiotic detoxification by transmembrane export across the plasma membrane
Cellular component (GO): membrane
Molecular function (GO): antiporter activity; xenobiotic transmembrane transporter activity
Source: RefSeq, a predicted model, not a curated record